Messenger RNA from Cynoglossus semilaevis (tongue sole), 2783 nucleotides. RefSeq names its product ETS domain-containing protein Elk-3-like. The transcript is spliced from 5 exons. The coding region runs from base 435 to 1586 and encodes 383 amino acids. The record is from RefSeq and is a predicted model, not a curated record. Gene Ontology annotation, molecular function: DNA-binding transcription factor activity, RNA polymerase II-specific; sequence-specific DNA binding. Gene Ontology annotation, biological process: cell differentiation; regulation of transcription by RNA polymerase II. Gene Ontology annotation, cellular component: nucleus. NCBI's taxonomy places the organism in Eukaryota, Metazoa, Chordata, Actinopteri, Pleuronectiformes, Cynoglossidae.
UCAGCCAUCACUUGGCUCUUACUGUGCGUGUGUGCGUGUGUGUGUUGCUGCAGGACGUGCACGUGGUUUGAAUGAUUUACCGGAGUGGUGUGUGUGUGUUAUGAGAUAUCGAGACUCUCUCUCGUCCUAUGUCAGUGCGCGCGUGCACGCGUAAGUGAGUAGACAGGAAUCCUGCGCCAGGGGAAGUGCGCCGGUUCUCCGUCUGCGCGUCCCGACUUCCUGCUCUGAGCAGGGACAGAGAAGCUGUGGAUCCGCUUUCAGACAGCAGCAGCAGCAGCAGCAGCAGCAGGAUGGAGCUCCAGCACCACACACGUCACCGGCUCUGUUAGGACAACAACAAGCAGACGGACAUACAACCAGGCGCCGGACACUGCUGGAUCCCCCGUGUCUGUGUCUGUCUGUGUCUGUGUCUGUGUCUGUGCUGCGUCCUCACCAUGGAGAGCUCCAUCACACUCUGGCAGUUCCUGCUGCAGCUCCUGCUGGACCACAGCCACAAACACCUGAUCUGCUGGACGUCCAACGACGGCGAGUUCAAGCUGCUCAAGUCGGAGGAAGUGGCCAAGCUGUGGGGUCUGCGCAAGAACAAGACCAACAUGAACUACGACAAGCUGAGCAGAGCGCUACGCUACUACUACGACAAGAAUAUCAUCAAGAAGGUGAUUGGCCAGAAGUUCGUCUACAAGUUUGUGUCGUUCCCUGACAUCCUGAAGAUGGACCCCGCCCUGGUGGAGUCCGGGCGCAGCAGCGAGGAAAGUGCAGCGAUGAUGUCAGAGCCGGAUGCCGAAGACGACGACGCCGGUGUGAGGAGCGGUUACCUCCACUCCGGCCUUUACUCCUCCUUCACCGUCAGCUCCCUGCAGAGACCCUCGGAGCCACAGACGCCCACGAGGGUGGAGCCCAGGUCGGACCACCUCCACGACACCUCCACCGUGAUCCGCUUCAUCACGAACCGAGGCCACACCUCGCUCCCCUCCAGCCCACCUCCCACCUCAGCUGACUCCUCCCACUCCCCCAGGCUCACCAUCAGGCAGCCCCUCUCCCCGCCCACGCUGCACCGCAGCCCCACCCACACAGAAGAGAGGAGGAGGCGGAGUCAGAGCACAGAGACUGAGGAGUCGGAGCAGAACGUUCAACCCUUGAACCUGUCGUCGGGUCAGAGGGAGAGGUCGCAGUCGACCCACGGCGCCACCGUCUCACCCGAGGGGAGGGGCUUGGCUGACGGUGUUCCUGUAAAAAGCAGGAAACCCAGAGAUCUGGACAUCACCGCCCCCUCCCUCCUCCUGACAGGAAGUGACCUCGUCUCCAUCGCCCUCAACAGCCCGGCGCUUCCUUCAGGGUCUCUGACCCCGGCCUUCUUCACUGCACAGACUCCGUCUGGUCUGCUGCUCACUCCCAGCCCGCUCCUCUCCAACGUCCACUUCUGGUCCAGUCUGAGUCCGGUGGGAUCGCUGAGUCCGGCCCAGCUUCAGAGCCACGCCCCACUCUUUCAGUUUCCCUCCCUGUUAAGUGGACCUCUCCCAGUUCCUCUGCCCAGCGUGGACGCUCCCAGUCCUCUGCUGUUGUCCCCAACUGCCCACCAGUCCUGAUGCCCACCUGGGCCACAUAAGAGACCCUUCUACAUAGGGAGCCCAAUCAGGUGGAACAUUAUUGAUACGAGGAAACGAAGGCGUUCGUCCUGGAGUCUCGCUCUCAGAGGAGAGCGUCUGGUUUUAGUCUGUACUACAGUAAAACUGCUCCUGGUAUUUGGUGUUUGUUGUGUACCCACCACAGGAGUACUGCAGGUCCAACCCGUGGUCUCAUUAACUAGUCUUAUUCCCGCCCUGAGGUCAGCAUUGGCAACGGGUGACGAAACGAGAUCUCUGUCACCACGACAACGGCGUCAACAAAGUUUCUGUUUCGGUUUCAUCAACGUUUGGUUUCAACUGACCUGACGGACGUCGACGGCCGUGGACGAACCGACACCGAGACGACGGAGAGUUCAGAAAUCACUCCAGGUGUAGUAGGACCUGCAAGAGACUGAGAGGAAAAGUCACAGAGCCCCCUGGUGCCCAGGAGGGGACACUGGGGUCGUCACAUGAGCUUCAGAGGUCAAUUGAAAAACACAAGGACUCACAACUCACUUUAGUUUUGAAAUUUAAAUCUCCUGCAAAAAAAAAAGGGUUUUAUUAUUUAGACACUGACUUCAGGCUCUGCUGCUGGUCCUGGAAGGAUUACUCUGGGGUGAUAUUUUAGAAGGAAAAUCUUUUCAUUCUUUUUUUAAAAAGCUGCACAUUAAAAAAUCCAAAGACACCAGUGGUAGUUUCUAAAACCAUCAAAUGAACUGGUAUCAGACCAAAGGUUUUUUCUUCACAUGCUCCGUAGACGCUGUAAAAAAAAAAAACAGAAACUCCCAGAUUUAAAUGCUCAGAGUUUGAGAUGUUUUAGUUUUGGAGACAUUCCUCUGUAAAUGUCGACCGUCACACGACUCCUGGCGCAGCAUCUCCUCGCCAGCGCGCUAGAAUCUCUCCACCAAUCCCCUCCCUUCGUUUCUCCGACAGUUUGUCAGUCCUAGGACGAACGCUGCGGACAUGUUCUCGUACUGCCUCGUACCAGCGGUGCCUUCAGUGUCGUCCAUCGUAUUAAGCUUUAAACAGACAUUCCAGGUCAAGAGUUGCACAAAAAGUGUCUUUGUAAAAUGAUUCCUGGUUAUUAUUUUUAUAACGAGAUGAAUGAGCGUGUAUCGCUUUUGAUGUUUUAUAUAAAAUGUUUGUGGGUUUUUUUUUAAUAAAAUACUUUGAAGAAUC